Molecule: messenger RNA, 3578 nt
Organism: Mya arenaria
Lineage: Eukaryota; Metazoa; Mollusca; Bivalvia; Myida; Myidae
Product: E3 ubiquitin-protein ligase TRIM23-like
Exons: 11
Coding region: 151-1878 (575 amino acids)
Biological process (GO): vesicle-mediated transport; intracellular protein transport
Cellular component (GO): cytoplasm; plasma membrane; lysosomal membrane
Molecular function (GO): zinc ion binding; GTPase activity; GTP binding
Source: RefSeq, a predicted model, not a curated record
CAUUUAAAAUUCAUUAUUCAUUUUGUAUUUUGAGGAAAUCUGAUAUUAAAUAACAUGUUAAGAAAUAUAUAACAAAAAUUUGUUUUUAUUACAACACAGUCGGACUGACAACCCGUGUUUGCUAAUCGAUGACAGCUAAAAUAUGUAAACAUGGCUGGCAGCCUACCUAGCACCAGCAGCAGUAGUCUUUUGCCCUACACAUCUCAGCAGCCUGAAAAUACUAUCCUUGAAUGCCGUGUGUGUGACGAGGUAUUCCACCUGCAAGGAGACAAGGUGCCGAGGCUGCUCAUCUGUGGCCACACUGUUUGCCACCAGUGUCUUGGUCGGCUCACUGUGCAUGGACAUGCCAUACUCUGCCCCUUCGACAGGCAGCCCACUGAUAUUGGCGACUCUGGUAUCUGGGGCCUGAAGAAGAACUUUGCCCUGUUAGAACUGCUGGAGAGGCUACAGUUCUCCCCCCAGUCCACAGCAAGACAAUGUGGGCUCACAGAUGAUAUGAGACUUGCCAAGGAAAGAGAUUUUGCCAUUCCCUGUGAUGAGAAUGAGAUGCACACAGCAGUGGUUUACUGCAUCACAUGUGCGACUCACCUGUGUCUGGACUGUUCUGAAACCAUCCACAACACUCGCACCCUUAUAAAACACAAGCGUGUGCCCAUCUCAGAGAAACCUAAGGAGAACCCCAAGUGUGCAUACCACCCGAUGCACUUUGUGGAGUUUGCCUGUGUGGAAGAGGAGUGUAAAACUAACCCACUCAUGUGCUAUAUAUGUAAAGACUAUGGCAGACAUUUAAACCACAAACAUUCUUUGUUGGAGACUGAGUCUGAAGUUGUGCGGACAGCUAUCACAAAUGCCCUGGUGCGGGUGAGGUCGUUUGGCGAGGAGGUGCGAGAUUCUAUACGGAAAAUCAGCACCUCCAUACACCAGAUGGAAGGGGGCUACACAGUUGUGCAAAACAUAAACACAUCCAGCUCCACACAGCAGGUUCCAGGAUCAAUAGAUGAGGCUCGUAUCAAGGUUCGAAACUACUUCCAUGCACUGCGGGAGACAUUGAAUCGGCAGGAGAUUGCGGCGUUGACCACAGUGGACACCCACAUCCGGGAGAAACUGUGCAUGCUGCAACAACAACAGGAAGACAUGACCAUGCUCCUCUCACAGAUCACGGCAGUCUGUCACCAGUGGGAGACCACGAUGAACGGGGACGACACCAAGGUACUGCUAGCUAAGACUGACAUCGGUGUGUUACUGGACACGAUUCAGAAACAGCAGCAGCAGUUCUCCGACCUGCAGGAGCACAUCACACUCGACCCUCUCAUACCCAUCACCUUUACAAAGGAUAAUCGUGUACAUAUUGGUCCAAAGAUCGAAAUGCGGGUUGUAAUUCUGGGCUUGGAUGAUGCCGGUAAAACCAGUCUACUUUUCAAGAUGAAGAACAAUGAGUUUAUAACUACCAUUCCAACCAUAGGUUUCAAUGUGGAGACUGUGGAGUACAAAAAUGUUAAGUUGACCAUCUGGGAUGUGGGGGGCCAACACAAGAUACGACCCCUGUGGAAACACUACUACUUCAAUACUCAAGCGGUGAUAUUUGUGAUAGAUAGUCACAAUACUGAGCGCCUGGAUGAGUCACACAAUGCUCUGGUUAAGCUGGUCCAAGAGAAGGAACUCAAGGAUGCCUCUCUACUUAUAUUUGCAAAUAAACAAGACCUCCAACCAUGUGUGAGUAUUGAGGAGCUGACUGAGAAGUUUGGAUUGUUCAAGCUCUGUUGCAACCGUAGCUGGCACAUCCAGGCGUGCGACACCAACAUGGGGACAGGGUUACAGGAGGGCCUGGAGUGGCUCUCACGGCAGAUAGUGGCUGCUGGGGCCCCUGACCUGCCAUGAGAAGGUCGCAGAUGCUAAGAUGUGUGAAGGCAGAAAUUUGUGGGAUGAAUAUCUGAUGGCUCUGCAUAUUCAUUGUUGGCUACAGAAAUACUGCCAUACUUGCCUAUCUUGCUGAUGUUGUGGUUGUGAAUGCACUUACAUACUUACAUAAAGUUGUGUGUCCCUAGUUCAGAAGAGCCACCCGACACAAGACAUCGUGAUUCUCUGUAACAGUUUUUAUGAGUGCACUUCAAUACAAACUAGAUAGUACUAUUCCAAAUGUUUCCUUUACUGUCUUAUUUUUGUUUUUGAAGGAGCAUAGAAACUGUGUACCAAAAGUAUUAUUCAGAUAAAUGUACAUUGGACGUGUGUUUGAAAUUAGAUUAAAUUUGCUUUGUUAAUCAAUAAAAUUAAUAAAAAUACCUUUGCCAUAACUCAAGCAAAGUAAUAAUAUUAAACAUGAUCGGACUAUUCGUACAUAUUCAGCAAGGGCCACAAUUGUGGUGUAAUGUGGUUAUGCCCCUUGUUAAAACUGAGACAAAAACAAAAGUGUUGGCAUUUGCAUUGAGACACUUCUGUCAGUAUAUUGAUAUUAUUUGCUAUCAUGUUUAUUUUCUAGGGACUUUGUGAUUGUUAUUUUUGGUAAUAUGUACUACAUGUUUGACUAACUUUGUCCAAGUAUCUGGCAUUCCCCUUCAUUGUUUUAUUGUUAUUUUUUAAUAUCACUGUACUGGUAGAUUAUUUCUUGAUUUCUUUUGAGAUUUAAAGGAAAUAGACACCAGUUGAUACAAUGACUAUGACAGGAAGUUUCUGGAACGCUUCUUGACAGUUAAAUGUGUGAAAUGAAAUGAAAUGCCUUGCAAAGUGUUUGUAAAAUUUAAAAAACAUUCCACAUUUUUUUUAGACUGGGAAACCAUUAAGGGCUCUUUUUAGAAGGGGAAAGUAUUUAUUAUUUUAAUCAUGUAAUAUGAUGUAUUAUCGGCAUCAUACAAGUUCCCAUGGACAAUUCUAUGCUUGUUUUGAGGAAAUACUCAGUGCCUCAGUAUUUGACGAUUUUGGGACCAUCUGGUGUCUAAUCCCUUAAAGCUUCUGUAUUGUUUCUAACUAUAAUUAUGUUAAGCCGGUUCAUUUUGUGUUCCAGAAAGUCAUAUGAUACUCAUUAAACUGUUAUUACGCAGGAACAAUUUAUUUUUCCUGUUAUCAUGAUAAUCCAUACAUAGUAAAUGUACAUUAUAGUAAAUUUAUCACUUUGUUUCUGUAUGACACAUGCUACUAAAAAGAAGGGAUUUUUGUAAGACCACACAAGAUUUCUGAUAAGAGCAAAGAGAUUGCGACUGGUGGCAUUGGUACUAUUGUGAAUAUUUCUCACAUUAACUUAAUUCUUGAUUGGUAAAUAAUUGAAAUAAACUGGUGUAUAAAAAAUUUUCAUCUUGAUAUUUGAGUUGUAAGAAAAUGAUGCAAGUGUGGCAUUAACAAAGCCUGAAAUGUAUGAAAGUUCUUGCAUAUUGUUGAUUAUUUUGUAUACUGGUCUGUUUAUUGUUUUAUUGAAAAGUGGCAACUGGUAGAUUUAGUUGGAUAAGUUAAAAACUGACAUCAUAUAUUUGUAUUGAUUUCUAAUAAUGCUAUCAAGGUACUAAAUCCAGUGAAUGUUUUCUCACAAUAGUAAUUUACCUGCCAUAUUAUUGUAUUGUUAAAGAUGGAAUAAUCAAAAUGAAAUUCAA